Aspergillus pseudotamarii is the source of this 1839-nucleotide messenger RNA. RefSeq names its product Zn(II)2Cys6 transcription factor domain-containing protein. The record is from RefSeq and is a predicted model, not a curated record. The coding region runs from base 1 to 1839 and encodes 612 amino acids. Gene Ontology annotation, molecular function: DNA-binding transcription factor activity, RNA polymerase II-specific; transcription cis-regulatory region binding; zinc ion binding. Gene Ontology annotation, biological process: positive regulation of transcription by RNA polymerase II. Lineage: Eukaryota; Fungi; Ascomycota; Eurotiomycetes; Eurotiales; Aspergillaceae. The transcript is spliced from 3 exons. Gene Ontology annotation, cellular component: nucleus.
AUGCCGCCUAGCAAACCAACCCCGGGUAAGCAAAAACGUGUGCGCACGGGAUGCUGGACGUGUCGUCGGCGGAGAAGGAAGUGCGAUGAACGAAAACCUCGCUGUGAAAAUUGCGAGGCCAAGGGAUUUUCGUGUCGGUAUGGGGCCGAUCUUACCUUUGUGUCAGUGCCGAACCCACGGGCACAAUCACCAAAGGGCCCGGCUACUAAGGCUUUGAAUUAUAAUACGAUCCAAUUUAUUGAUGACCACCCGACGACAUCAGGCAUAACAUCUAACGGUGGACCUUUUGUAAAUGGUCUGGGUACUAGCACCGGCGCAGUUCCCGCCGCGAGUGCCACCCAAAGCUCUAUCAUCGACCAACCGGUCGAACAGGCCACUGCUGAUCGUGCCGAAACUGAUGAAUUGAACCGGUCCGCAUAUCUGUCAGGUCUUGGUGCCGAUAUCUCCCGGGAAUCCACUUUCUCGGAUUCUAGUACUGCCUCCCUGCUCCGAAAUAGCCCUGGGACCGUUGCCAAGGGUCGGGGUUUGGCUUAUGUUUCGGGAAAUUGCAGCUCUAGCUCCCAUGGCCCCAUCACCAGCAACCCGGCUCAUUCCAUCUCGACCAGUGGACCUGAUGAGAUUGCUCUGCUGCGUUACUUCCGCUACCAUCUGGCCCCGUGGAUCGAUAUUGGGGACCCAGAAUGCGGAUUCGAGAUUCAGGCAUUUCUUCUAGCAAAGACCGAGCGGCCACUGUUGGCUGCCAUCAUGGCGCUUGCCCUGAUUCAUUCUUCACUCCAGCGAAACAGCGACGCUAUCGAUGUGAAUGCGACGCUUCAGGAAGAGGCUGAACGUGGUCUCGCCCACGCGGAUGAUCCUGUCAAGGCAAUGGGACAGGCCCUCUUGAUGUUGCACGACUUCUUCUUCUCCCGUCCGCGCCAAUGGCGAGAGUUUCUACGAGCUCACACACGUGGAUUGAGUGGUCUUGAUUUUGCGGAUACCCCACAGGGUUUGCUAAACCAGCCAUGGUGGCUGCUCCACUCUCGAAUUGGUACGCUAUCCCAGUUUCAUCAACCCGCUUAUAAGAGUGACAAGGCUGACAUCUGUACCGAAGAUCUUGCUGCGGGUAUCAUUAGUGCAAAAGCGCCAUUGAUGUCAUACCGCUCCCAAUUAUUAUCUGAUGGCCCAUUCCCACUAGUGCCACAACAGCGCCCGGCAAAAUGGGUCUUCCUACGUGUUCUGCUUCUUCUAGCGGAUACUUUGUCACUUCUUUUCAGCCCAGCUGAUACGCUAUCCCCAAGUUCCGAACGUGGCGGGCAGCUAGCUGUACACGCCUUACUUCAAACGGACUUCACGUCACAAUGGGUGUCUCUAUGGUCCAAUUGUCAAGAAUGGUACCACAAUCGCCACGUGGAGAUGCGACCGAUUUUAGACAUUCGCGGUGUGGAGGCGGAUGAGAUUAACUCUGGAACCUGCUCAUCUUUUCCUAUCCUUAUCUACACGUCUCCCCUUGCCCUUUUGGCCAACACUAUCUACCAUAUAUCCUCAUUCCUUCUCCUCAUUCACAAACCAAGGCUACUGAAGACUAUCGCUGGUCCGAGACGAUUCACCUCACGCAUCUGGCACGCUCAGGCCAUUGCAGGAAUUGCUACAAACAAUGAGUUCAAGGAGCAGUGGGACCCGAUCCUGAUUGCUAGCCUUCUCACGGUAGCGCCAGAGAUGACCCACACAUCGCAACAAUCAACUCUGCUCAACCUACUGGGUAGUAUUACUACGGCAACUGGGAUCAAGUUAGAUUCUGAGAUAGAUGGCCUGAGAUCUAGCUGGGACAUCUCACAAUACAAUGAAGACGCGGUAAACUGA